Messenger RNA from Gloeophyllum trabeum ATCC 11539, 4185 nucleotides. RefSeq lists its product as uncharacterized. The transcript is spliced from 6 exons. The coding region runs from base 1 to 4185 and encodes 1394 amino acids. The record is from RefSeq and is a predicted model, not a curated record. Lineage: Eukaryota; Fungi; Basidiomycota; Agaricomycetes; Gloeophyllales; Gloeophyllaceae.
AUGGCUGUGAUGUGCCUGGGGCAUCUGGCCUAUGGAACAUGUACCAGGGACACGCUGCGCGCAAGUGCAGAGGCAGGCGCAGAUGACAGGCAGAGAUUGGGCCCGAACAGGAAUCGAAAAAGCCCAAGGACACCGCCGGGGCUUCCACACAACGGAUCAACGAUGGUCAAAGGACCCCGGCCGACCUUGCGUCGAAGCACCGGCGAGCAUCGCAGUGAAUGUGCAUUAAACCCAGGAAUACGACACGCCUUCGAGAUUAGCCUCAAGAUCCCCCAGCACUAUGCUUCCGAAGCGCCCUCUCCUGCCAAAUAUGGGCAUACUGCUGCUCGCUUCGCACCCGAAAAGGCAAGGCCAGUGCCUGUUCGAGCACGGUGGCGUCGCAACGUUAUGGAAGAACUGGCCGACGAUCCCUCCUCAAAUGCCCCACGAUCGAUGGCCCUUUCUCCCGUGCCCUCUUCACGCGUGCCGUCCACACCGUCUUCCCCGACGAUGGACGCGUUCAAGCAGGGCCCGCGUCGCUCGUCCACCUUCACUAUCGAAGAGUUCAGCGACCUCUGCAGCUCCGCCCUCGACCUCGGCACCAUCCCCGAGCCACACCUCUCGUUUCUUGCAAACCUGCCGCUCUCCGAGGAAAAUAUAAACAUCGAUAAUUGCGACUCGCCAUCGUCGCCGACUGUCUCUUCUGAAUUUUACUCACUUGAAGAUGUAGAUGCUGAGCCCGAUGACGUGGACAUGGGCGACUUUACCUGCGCGGCUAACUCGAGUGAGGACGUGCUCGGGACCAAGUUUCGCCAACGCGAGAGGAUGCAGCAGCGCGACAGGACGGUCACGCAAGAUACUGUUACGGCGCAGAGUGUGUCUGCGGCGCCGUAUGCCACGUCCGAGUGUCUGCAUGGCGGCAGCAGCCUCGCUCCAAGUAGCAAGGGCAAUUUUUUCAAGAACCUCAAGACAAGGGCUUCCGCGCUUAUGCUGUCGAAAAUCUCGUCCUCCCACAGCCAACAGGCGCAGCCCAGCGUGGCUCUUGCUAAUAGCGAGAGUCCGCCGUCUGUAUACUCGCAACCGUCUCCGCCUCCGUCAAGCCCCAGGUCACCGACUCGUCCACCACCAUCCUCUUUCCACCGACCGAGGGAACGCACGAUUUCCAACGGUCCCAAGUCGUUCCUUGACAUAAACGACGACGCCGAAGACCAAACAUCCCACCCCCGACCUUCGUUUUCUUCUUCGAUAUUCCGCAGACCUCUAACAGGAAGGCCUGCUACGCCUAUCCCCUCAUCCUCAUCUACAGCUACCCACACCGCUGCUAAUAGCUUGAAUACGACUCCCGGACGGAAAGUCUCACCGGAGAGCGGAUACUAUUCUUUCCCGGACACCCAUUCCUACCACAGGAGCGUCACCGGCACCAUACCUACGAUCUCGCACUCGGCUGCGAGCUCGCCGAACAGGUCCAGUCCUAGGCGGACUACGCAUCCUAACGGUCUGCGUGGGCUGUUCACGUCCAAGUCGACUAAUUUCCCGAGGCCGAGUAAGCCGCUCGACCCUGCGGACUAUGCGGCUCCACUUUUGAGGCUGAACUCGGAUAGUUCGGGCGUGAGCACGUAUACAGCUCCCAGGCCUGCUCCGAAGCCUGCUCCUAGCUCGUAUGUGGAUCCGUAUGGGCGAAGGCCGAGUGCGCCGGAAGACUAUGCGUACGCUCGCGCCAAGGAGAAAGAGGCCAUGAAGGCGCUACCGCCAGUUCCGACCCGUUCUCGUGUUAACAGUCAGGCGUCUUAUCUUCAUCCUCUCGCAGUCGCGUCGUACAAGUCAAAGUCGAGAUCGAGGUCCAAGCUCACUGCUGCGCUUCCUGGGGCUCUGCACAUCCAGAUCCCUAGGGCCAGGACCAAGAGCAACAAGUCCACCAAGGCGAUGAAUGUCCGGAAUGCGAACGCAUCGUCGAGCACGGGGAGCAGCGGUCCGUCGACUCCCGUCGUUGAUAUCAGGAGGCAGGAGUCUGGCUUGCCGUUCUUCCACCUUACUGUGGCUGGUACCGCAUCAGUGCCACCAGUUCCUCCGUUGCCCUCGCCUGGCCUGACGAAAGUCAUGGAGCUUGAGAAAAAGAAGAGGAGUCGGACGAGGAGUGCUAGUGUCACCAGUCAGAUCAGCGACGUACUGUCUGCUGGCCUGGCGGGUCUCGGCGUCGGCACACGGGCCCGAUCCAAGUCGAAGGAAAGCGUCAUGCCCACUAGUGAGGAAAGCGCGAAAGGAGAAGAGAAGACGAAGGAGGAGGCUUUGAACGUCGGGAGGGUUUUGACGCCCGAGGACGACCCUUUCAAAAAGGGGAAUAUCGUCGAGGUUCGAGGCAAGAAGGGCAGCGGGUACUCGACGCUUAGUGGGAGCGGGAGCGAGGAAGAUGGGAAGUGGGUGGUGCCGCCCAGGAUGAGGGGCCUCGGGCUGGACAUGAGCGCCGUGAUGGGCCAGCAGCCGCACCCAUACGCGAGUGUUGCGCACCGGCAGACGGUGUCCCCUGUUUCGCCUGCGACGCUGUCGCCGCUGUGGGGUGCUGCGACGCCGCCGAUGCACCCUCCGCCGACGUGUCCGCUGCCUGAGGUUCCGCAUCUGCCAGGGCUGCCGACGCCGCCUAGUUCUAGUACGCUCCCGCCGUUGUCCGCGUUCGGUGCUGAAGGGCGCGAGCGGGCGUUUGUGUACCCGCCGCCCGUGGCGCUGGGCCCUCUGCCCCCUCCUCCGAGUGUUGACCAGCGUGCGCUGUUGCCGACUCCGCCUAUGACUGACGCCAUCAGUGGUAGGAGGCAGUCGUUCAUUGAUAUGGAUGGUGCGGAGGGGAAGGUGGAGGCGCCCGUGCGGAAGGUCAGACAUGUGCCUACUUUGGAGGAGGUGCGUGAUCGGACUAGGACGAGGAGUGGUAGCCCGUUCCCGCUGCCUCUGGGGCCUGCGGCUUCUGCUGGCACCUUCGGAGACUGUGAGAGGGAGGAAGAAGAUGUCGUGGUUGAGGAGGGGCAGUCGAGGAUUGUGUUCACGAAUCCCUGGGCUAACGGCGCGCAGACGGGGGAGGGUGAGGUGAGCCUCAGUCAGGGGAGCGAGAGGGACUCGGCUGUUGAUGUGGAGUGUGAGUGGCCGUUGCCGCCCAGGAGGGUGGUUAGGGUUUUGGUGGAUGAGGAAGAUGGGGGGAAGGAGGGGGUGAUUGGAGGUGGGUGGCACGAGGUUGAACAGGGCGUCGAGUUUUUCCCGAGGAAGUCGUCCCCGGAUCCGACGACGCCGGGUCAGCAGGAUAUUGGGUGUCGGCAUUUGAUCAUGUUUCCCAAGAAGGGAAGCUUGAUUUCGGAGGCGUCGACUGCUACGAGCUUUACGCACGGGUCGAAUGGUACGGGUUUCACGCAUGGGUCGAUUGCUACGAGCUACACCGAUGGGUCGAAUCCUGGAUGUGGCGGGACUGCUGCUGAUGCAUUGGUGGUUGCGCCUGCUAUGGUCCGGAGAGGGAGCCAGAGGAUCGUCGUUGUUACUGAUGGCGAUACCAGGGGCUGGUCGAGUCAUGGUCGCGGGGGAGAUGACAAGAGUCCCUUGGCUUCCGUCAGUCCUACCACUCGGCAGUUGAGCGGACAGCAGGCUCGGGCUAUUGUGGAGAAGUUCGGAGGAAGGAUGGCAAGUGAGAAGGACGAGCAGCCUAGACGAUCGGAGGAUUCGAGCUGCAGCGCAUAUCAUAGCGCGAGGUCUUCGUGCACGGGAAGUCUUCCUGGGUCGCCGGUGAAGCGUCGGCCGGCUACGGAGAAGGUCGUCCGGAUCGCUGACGCUCGGUUUCUCGACCACGAGGAAACGACUGCACUCUUUGGACAACGAGCAAUGAGACUCCGGUUGGUCGCUGCUGCUGGGUGGAGAGAAUUGAUGGGAUUCUGCGAGGCCUUUGCGGAGGUCCGGGUGGGCGCGAAGGUGGGACAGAGCCUUUUUGUGUCUCUUGUGGAGGAGCAAGCUGGGAUGUCGAUGGUCCUGGAGGUGUCGCCCGCCCGCUCUUUUCCCUCUCCGGUUUCUCCUGCCAGCCCGAAGAUGCCUGGCCAUUGGCGGCUGUCGAAUCCUACCUUGAGGCAUGAAGAGCUCGUUGUGUCGACGUUCCACUUGCCUUGUCCGACUACGCUUGGAGAGAUUGGGAGAAGUUGUAGAAGGGGUUUCGUUGGUGAGGGAGUCGAAAGUGAUUUCUAG